AGGGAGUUGUGAUUUGUUCAGAAUUUUGGUGUCGUGAUCAGCCGAACCAGUGGAAUUCCGGAUCAGGAUGGUGUUAUGAAAUACUCCUAGAAGUAGGAUUUGCUGACGGUCCCUAUUAGUAAGGGAAAUGGAAGAAGUGUUUGAUGAUGAAGAUGGAGCCUUUUCCUUCAUUAAAAAACAAGAAAUUGAAGAGGGUGUCCGAUAUGUUGCAAAGAAGAGCCGUAAUAUUGGAUUAACUGAUGUCUCAACACUCAACCAAAAGAAAGUUUGGUGGGCUGAUGACAAUGGGAUACCACAUAUUGCAUAUGAUGGUGUUCCAUUUGUUGUUAUUGGUACCGAAACUAGGGAAUGCCAUCAUGGACCACAACGUCCACAUGGAAAGAAACGGAAGAACACAGUGAAUGAUCAUAAUCAGGCGCAGAAAGGUAGACGGAUUCUGCAAAACACAAAAAAGCAGAACUGCACUGCUGCAGUGAAAUUGAAAAAGAUAUUGAAAUUUCCUGAAUUUGCGAUGGAGGGUGAUGAUACCAGAUGGAAAAGGCAGAAGAUUGCUAUCGAUCUGAGGAAUGAGUUUUCCGCUGAUACAGUCAAACAACUAAAGAUAUAUGUUUCCGUUCCUUCUGUUGAUGCACAUGGGAUCCAUCCAGUGGGUGAAUUAGCAGGUUAUACCAUACCGAUGGAUAAAGAAGUGUCAAUGAAGAUUCGGUCAUGUGUAGAUGAAGGUGUUCGUAAUGUGGCUGAAAUGAGGAGACAUUUGGCCACAUUUGUCGAAACUGAGCUUCUGCCUCAAUAUCCAGACAUAAUGAAAACCAACAGACGUUUCUAUCCAACAAAUCGGGAUAUAAGAAAUAGCAUCUAUAGAUGCUUGUCAGAGACCAGAUUCUCAAGUAAUGACCAAGAAGACCUUAGGAUGUCUGUGGAGAAGUGGAAGAGUUCACAAACGACAGAUAAUUUUUUCUAUCGUCCGGUGUCUUCCAAUGAAUCGGACCCAAACUCAUUCCUGUUCAUACACCAGACAGCCUGGCAGCAGUCACUAUUGCUUAAGUACGGACAGGAAAUAUGUCUACUGGAUGCGACAUAUAACACAACUGUGUAUGACCUGCCAUUGUUUUUCCUGUGUGUCAACACUAACUGUGGCUUCACAAUAGUGGGGUCAUUUUUAGUCGGAAGGGAAUCCAGAUACAACAUUCAGGAGGCUAUUUCCAUCAUUGCUGGAUGGAAUCCCAAAUGGAAACCAAUGCAUUUCAUCACAGACAAUGACCAGCGGGAGAUAGGAGCAAUUGAAAAUUGUUUUCCAGAGUGCUUGGUGUAUAUUUGUGAUUUCCAUCGAGAACAGGCAUGGGAUAGAUGGCUCAAAGAUGGAAAACAUGGUAUUGGCAAUGAAGAUAAAUCAGAUGUGUUGUCAAGGUUGCGGUGCAUUGCCAAUUCCACUUCUGAACAGGAAUAUGAAGAGAACUUGAAUCAGCUACGUGAAAGUUCCGCAUACAAGUGUAACACUACCCUGUCCAGUUACCUUGAGAAAACAUGGAUUGCUCACUAUAAGCGAUGGGUGUACACAUUUAGAAAGGACCUUGUGAACAUCAGAGUCAACACAACCAAUGGGCUGGAAAGGCAGCACAAGGACUUCAAAGAGCAGUAUCUCAAGAACUACACUUUAGGUCGAACUUUGUGUGGAAUGCUGCACAUCUUAAUCAACGACUUUCUCCCACAAAGCAUCACCACGUAUGUUCGAUACCAAGUCCAGAGCAUGAGCUCCUACAGGAAAUACUCUGACAACUUGCCAACAUUUCUGAACGAUACACCGAAAGUGUUUGUGAAACACUGUGUAGAAAGAAUUCCCCCUUUAGCAGAGGAGAUUCAUGCCUCACACAUAAGAAGAGAACCAGACAGAGAUGUGUUUUUGGUUGAAAGUGUCGAUAGUGGUAAAGUUUAUGAACUUUUUCUACAAUCGUCAAUUCCUUCAUGCACCUGCAUUGAUUGGAAAAAGACACACUGGCCAUGCAAACAUAUGCUCGCAGUCUUCAGACAUUACCCAGGGCAUAGCUGGGAAUUCUUGCCGGAAGUGUAUACUAAUAGUCCUUACUUUUGUAUCGACCUUGAGCACACAAACACAAGUAUUUCUCAGACGGAAUCACUUGCCGAAUCCGGUAUGCCUACUGAUGGUGUUGAUGAUCCCAUUAUCAUGACCCCAAGUGUUGACACUGUUAGGCAGGAGUGCUUUGAUGUUAUGAAAGAGAUAAACAGUGCACUGUAUUCUGUAAAUUCUGUUGACAAUAUGCAUGUGUGUCUACAGCAUAUACAGGUCUUGCACAGUGAAGUAAAGAAAUAUCAGGAAUCAGUUAAUGGCCUGCCCAUUCGUAGCUUGCUUCCGCGGCGAAAAAAAAGGUCAUCAAGGAGAAAACAUUUCAGCAGGAGUAAGCCCCGUCCAACAAUUUCAUCAGCUGCAGACCAGCAACAAGAAACACGUUCGUCAGCUACCCAAUGUAAUGUAGAGUUUGAUGGGAUUAUCUAUGAUGACAUCGUUGUAGGCAAACACACAAGUGAUGAUGACAAGGUCAUGCAUGAAAGCAAUGAUAGCUCUCAAGAUAAGGUCCUGCUUGAAAGCAAUGACAGUUUGGUAGAAACAGAUGGUAACCAGGAAAGUGAAUGCAUCAAAAUGAUCAACAAGAUAUGGAGGAAUAAGCAAGGCCAUAACAUUUUACUAGCCAAAAUCGGUCCAUACAACAUUUACGACAACUCGGUGUUGUAUCUUCAAUCGACGCUGUCAGAUGAGGUCAUCGAUGCAUACAUCCAUCACCUCACAAAUGGCUUGGAAAAUGUAUACCAUGUCAAUUGCCUCGCCAUGACAGCAAUAUUCAAUGGAGAGGAUGUAGUCCAUGGUAUGCUGAAAAAGGUGGACAUAUAUUCCUAUGAUACCCUCAUUGGUGCAUACAAUGAAGGUGGUUUUCACUGGACUCUGAUUUUAUUUCCUGAAGAAGCGCUUCAACAUCGGCAUAGAUGCUGUACCUAUCCAGAAUUGGACUCUUUCCUCACCGGAACAUGCCAGACAAAGAGACAGUCAAUCCUGUGGAGUUUAUGUGCUGAAGAUUGCAGAAAAUUACCUCAUGAACAAGGAUGUAGCUUUCUCAUUAUCACCAAAAGCAGUUUUGGACUUCCGAAGGGUCAUUGGAACAAGUAUUCUUGCUGCAACAGACCCAAUUGAUGAGAAAUGCAGAAAAUGCUACAAUGCAGAAGACCGAGAGGGAGAUGGUAGUUGGAUUGCCUGUGACCUAUGUCAGAUGUGGUUUCACAGCUAUUGUGUUGGAGUGCAAAA
Pecten maximus is the source of this 3313-nucleotide messenger RNA. RefSeq lists its product as uncharacterized. Lineage: Eukaryota; Metazoa; Mollusca; Bivalvia; Pectinida; Pectinidae. The transcript has 22 exons. The record is from RefSeq and is a predicted model, not a curated record. Bases 128 to 3202 code for a protein of 1024 amino acids. Gene Ontology annotation, molecular function: zinc ion binding; DNA-binding transcription factor activity.